Molecule: messenger RNA, 1644 nt
Organism: Cydia splendana
Lineage: Eukaryota; Metazoa; Arthropoda; Insecta; Lepidoptera; Tortricidae
Exons: 4
Coding region: 274-1266 (330 amino acids)
Source: RefSeq, a predicted model, not a curated record
ACAUCAACAAAUAAAUGUCACUUCAUCCAAUAAAUAAAUAACAUCAUGCUAACAAAAAUACAUGCUUUUGCUAAACUAAAAUGAUAUUAAUUACAUUGUCAUUUAUGACGGGCGUGCCCGAAUCAAAACUCCUGCCGCUACCUUGGCAAGAGUAGGUACCUACAUCAUUUUCUUGCUAAUAAUCUAAAUCCAUGUUGAUACCUAUUCCCUACCUCUGACUAGCAAAGGCCCGAGGUGUCAUUUCUCAAAUAUAAUAAUUUCCAAACACCUAAAAUGAGCAUGAGCACACAGUCGAGCCACAGUAAGGACAGUUAUGCUCAACGCAGAGAGUUGUUUAAGAACAUAUGGGAUACAGCGGUGAAAUUGGAUGAAAAGGAUAAGGAACCUGAACAUCCUAAUGUGGCCAAACCUAAGGUGAUUAAAACCUUAAGGCUGAGUAACGAGGGCAUAAACAUAGCCAAGACUAAGAGACAACGCAUCAAGAACCUGAGGAUCGUCUGCAACCGGCUGCUGGACAUUUGCAACAAGCAGGAGUCAGAGGAAAGCUUGUAUGAUCGGAUCACCGCUGCCCGCCGCGAUUCCUGCGUAACCUCAACAAUGUACGUCCAUCAACGAAAGCGUAUUAAAAAACGUCAAAAGUCAAAAAGGAAAAAGAAGAUCGAACAUACUUACGAACUAGCACAACUACCACAAGUCGAUGUUCAAGAAGACACCGACGAAGAAGGCCCUUCUACGCACCGGGGGACGAAACCUGUUAGAGAUUUGAGUCCUCUGAGAAUCGAGAGAGCAAUGCUCGUUCAGCGGUUUGUUAAAGAACGGCAAAAUUUAAAAAAGCUUGAAAAUGCACCGACGCCGCGCGUAAAUGACACCCCGAGAAGGGUAUCUAGUCCUAAACAGAAAAAAGAUACUGAUACUGUUCAACAAGAAACGACUUCUCUUGACAUCGACGACGGCCAUUUUACGCACCGGGGUACGAAAUCCCUUAGAGAUUUGGAUUCUCCGAGAAUAGAGGGAACAAACCCCAUUCAGCGGUUUGAAAACGAAGGACAAAAUUUAGAAAAGAUUUCUACACCUCAGCCUGUUGAAUCCGAUGAAAAACUCGGAGACGCCCGUUGCAAAGAAGUUAAGAAAACACAAAACAGAAGAAAAUCAUUAGCGACCCCGUCACCGCCGCCGCGCGUAAAUGGCACCUCGAGAAGGAAGUCACCGCGUCCCCGUAAGUGGUGCCCCAUUGGGACUAUUAACUUGAACGAGAACUGGAAAUAAAACAGUGACGGCUGCAAAUUGGCCAAAAGUGUUUCGUAAUUAACCCUUUUCCAGGCUAAUUACGACCUACAAGGUUUCCCAAAAAAAAUCUAAAUAUAUUUCAAUGAUCCAUUUGAAUACAAGUCACAUUUCCCGAAAAUGCAAUCUAGUUUGAACACUUUGAACCUUAAAUCGGAAUGCUAAAGUUGAAAUUCUGUUGGCGCGUAUGUGGUCGAUAAAUCGUACUAUGCCUGGUAUUCCACCUGUCCAAUGUCAUUGCGUCUCACCCUUUCAUUAAGGAAAAUGUGAGACGCAAUACACAUUGGACAAAGAAAUUGCAUAGGUGGAAUACAAUCCUAAGUUACAUUUUUACAGUGAGAAAUAAAUAUAUUUUUCUUC